AUGGCAUACCAAGGCCGCCGGCGCCAGCGCAUCCUCGAGCGCGACGAGCCGACGGCUCUGCUAGCAUCGUCAACGCAUGAGGACGCCGAUGACGAUGCUACCACUGCCGCCCAUGCCCACACUACCUCCGUACCAGAGCGUCCAAACACACGUCUCCUGCCGCCCGAGACAGAGGGCCCGAGUGCCCCAGAGCCCAGCAUGGCCGACCGUGUCCGAGCCAAGCUCCAGCGCAAAUCCGACGCCAAGCCUACGGCCAGGUCAGUGCCAAUGACGCGGCAAAAGGUCAAGCUCGUGGUCGAGCCCUCCAAGUCGGGCGCGGGCAAAGCGCGGACGCGGCUGCUGAUCAAUACGAUCGGGCGCGGCGUCGACGCAACGAGCUUGCAGCGCGCGCUGACGGCGACGGCCAAGCGGGUCCAGUCGCGCGAACACAGUAAUCGAAACGUGGCAAAACCGCAGCAUGCAUUAACACAAAAAGACUAG
Saprolegnia diclina VS20 is the source of this 480-nucleotide messenger RNA. RefSeq lists its product as hypothetical. Bases 1 to 480 code for a protein of 159 amino acids. The transcript has 2 exons. The record is from RefSeq and is a predicted model, not a curated record. NCBI's taxonomy places the organism in Eukaryota, Oomycota, Saprolegniomycetes, Saprolegniales, Saprolegniaceae.